Messenger RNA from Nothoprocta perdicaria, 1694 nucleotides. RefSeq names its product oligosaccharyltransferase complex non-catalytic subunit (gene OSTC). Bases 47 to 496 code for a protein of 149 amino acids. NCBI's taxonomy places the organism in Eukaryota, Metazoa, Chordata, Aves, Tinamiformes, Tinamidae. Gene Ontology annotation, cellular component: oligosaccharyltransferase complex. The transcript has 4 exons. The record is from RefSeq and is a predicted model, not a curated record.
GGCCGCGGUGACCGUUGGAGCUGCGGGCGCGUGCUGUGCCGCCGCCAUGGAGACGCUGUACCGGCUGCCGUUCGCCGUGCUCGAGUGCCCCAACAUCAAGCUGAAGCGGCCGGGCUGGGUGCACAUGCCCUCGGCCAUGACCGUCUACGCGCUGGUGGUCGUCUCCUACUUCCUCAUCACCGGAGGGAUUAUCUACGAUGUGAUCGUGGAACCUCCCAGUGUUGGGUCUAUGACAGACGAACAUGGGCAUCAGAGGCCAGUGGCCUUCUUGGCCUACAGAGUAAAUGGGCAAUAUAUUAUGGAAGGACUCGCAUCCAGUUUCCUGUUCACAAUGGGGGGCCUAGGAUUCAUAAUUCUUGAUCGAUCAAAUGCACCAAAUAUCCCUAAGCUAAACAGAUUUCUCUUGCUUUUCAUUGGAUUUGUAAGCGUCCUUUUGAGCUUCUUUAUGGCCAGAGUCUUCAUGAGGAUGAAAUUACCGGGCUACUUGAUGGGUUAAUACUUCUUGUGGUGUAUGAAAGCCCAAGCAGAAUUUGCUCCACUUGAAGUGUUUAAGAAGCAGCAGCAAUUGACAAAUUCCAUAGUUCACUGUCAACGGAAAAAAGGACCUGCUUCAGACAUCYGGGAAAAGGCUGCUGUCUCUGCAAACAAACUUUCAUUACCAAUGGCUGAUUUGGGUUUAAAAUGGCAUUUUAUUGUUCCUGUUCUAGAGCUUCUGGAAAGAGAAAGUUAUCCAAAUAGUUCUUGUUUAACCCUGCUUCAUUAUGAAACAGUGAAUCCAGCUUUAGCUCUGCCCUGAAAUCAGUAUUAGCCAUUGGUUUGAUUUUUUUUUUUAUUGCAGGUUCUGUCCCCUAUUCCCUGUGUGGUAAGACUUGAAUUGGGGAAGAAAUACAUGAAACUUGUCUUUCCAGGUUAUAAUUUAGGAAAAAAAGAAAAAACCAAAUCCACCAAUCUUUGGAUGCUUUGCAGUUAAAACACAGUGUGUCUGAAAUUAUUUCAAAGGCGUCUUUUGCCUUAAUCGCUCUGUAUGAGCCAACUGAGAUAUGCACUGGGAAAGAGAAAAACUGUAUGAACGUGCAUUUCUUUUUUUUGAAAUGGUGUACGAAAGGAAACAAAUAAAACUUAUUUUCUACAAAGUUAUUUGGAUUCUAUUCUAUUUCUGAAACAUUCUUUUUUCUUGAGUAAGCACAUCUUAUAUACAUCUUAUAUUACAUCCAGGCUUGAGAUGCUGUUACCUGCCAUCAUAAUUUUUGCUUCAUCUUUCACUACUGAGUAGUAAUUUCUUUGUGAAGUACCAAGGACAAGACAUCUCUCAAAUCUCUUUUUUUUUCUUCUUUCUCCUGCCUCCCUCCUGUGAGCUUGUACUGUAUCCAAAUGAUACACUGUUAUCAGUUGCCAAGGUGAAUUCAUUUAGUUCUGGAAUUGUUGUUUUUGUGUGUGAGAGACUGGGUUUCAACUUCAUUUUAAAAGUCUGAGGCAAUAUUACCACUAUGUUUCGUCAAUAAAAUUAUGUAUUGAAUUCUGKGGGAAUGAAAGAUUCCUUUAGAACUCCAUAAAUAUCUUUUGCAAGCUGUAUGUGUUCGAAGUGCUGUUCUCAUUUAUAUAGUAAUUGUCAUUGAGAAACCUAUUUACUGAUCUUUGCCUUUUUUUUUGCAUCACUGUGAAAUGUCUAAGUAUUGCUGUCCAUAUUCCUCAUU